This is a messenger RNA of Effrenium voratum, 630 nucleotides long. The record is from the annotation of a GenBank genome assembly. Lineage: Eukaryota; Dinophyceae; Suessiales; Symbiodiniaceae.
AUGCAGAGCGGCACCCACGGCUUCGUGCUGACCACCUUGCCGCGGCUCCUGGCUGCCCCGCUCUCUGUGGAGCUGUGGUGGACGUUUUUCGUGCUCAUCUACGCCGAGGCCGCCAUCGCGGUGGUGUGCUUGCUGUACCUCCUCUUCGGCGAUCCUGGCGUAAUUAAGCGCUCACCAGAGACCUGCUUCCCUUUGCCGCAGGAGGUGGCCACACGCUUGCGGCGCGGGGAGGCGCUAGAAGGAGUCGAGAAUAUCCAGGAGGGGGACAGCACCUUCUGCGUUCGGUGCUUGGUAUGGCGCCCCACCAAGCAGCGCUCCUGGCUGGCGGAGGCGGCGGGCGGCAAGAUGCCCCCGUGGCUGCGACGCUGCUUGCCAUGUCUCCGCGAUGGCCGCUGCCACCACUGCAGGACCUGCGGUCGUUGCGUGCGCUUCUUCGACCACCACUGUGGGGUCUUCGGGCGCUGCAUUGCAGGGACCCUGGUCUCCGGCAAUAUGCCCUUCUUCUGCACGAUCAUCUUUAUGGCCUUCGCGGGCUUCAGCACCAUGGCCAUCUCCCUGGUGGCGGCGUUGGUGGAGCUGGGCCGAGCCAACCACGGGCUGCUCCACGGCUUGGGCGCGACGACGCCGUGA